Macrobrachium nipponense is the source of this 2788-nucleotide messenger RNA. RefSeq names its product protein unc-93 homolog A-like. Bases 157 to 1731 code for a protein of 524 amino acids. Gene Ontology annotation, molecular function: potassium channel regulator activity. Lineage: Eukaryota; Metazoa; Arthropoda; Malacostraca; Decapoda; Palaemonidae. Gene Ontology annotation, biological process: regulation of potassium ion transport; regulation of muscle contraction. The transcript has 9 exons. The record is from RefSeq and is a predicted model, not a curated record. Gene Ontology annotation, cellular component: plasma membrane; striated muscle dense body.
UCCUACAGGAAUCCAGUUGAGCUCUGAUUGUCGGCGGAGUUACACGCUCAGUCGCAUGUAGCAGUUGUGGCUCCCAAGGAUAUAUUUAUAAACAAGAUUAUCUGUUGCCACAGGACCUGAAGAAGACAACAUUAUACACAGACUGACUCUACCAAAAUGAAGGACCUCGCAGGAGUCACGAACGUUUCCUAUGACAGUCAUGGGGACGACAUUGUUGGAAUCGAGAAAAUCCAGCCGAAGGACCCGAAGCAGCCCGGGGACAAAGGACACGUCAAGGGAUCCCCGCCGGAGGAAGUCCUCGCGACGAAAGUCCUAUCGGACGAUGAGAAGGAGGAGGGAAGAAGAAUCAUGAGGAACAUCCUCAUCAUUUCCUUCGCCUUUUUCUUCCUCUUCACCAGCUACAACGGAAUGACCAACCUCCAGUCGUCUCUUAACAAAGCGAGUGGCACAGCCUCUCUCACAGCGCUGUACAUAGCAUUCAUCAUCUCCAGCUGCUUCACGCCAUCUUGGGUUCUGAAGGUUUUGCAGGAAAAGAAGGCUUUGAUCAUAUCGAUGCUGAUGUACUCGGUGUACAUGAUGGCCCAGUUCUAUCCUACCAUCUACACGCUUCUGCCUACAGCCAUCGUCCUGGGAGUAGCUGCAGCGCCGCUUUGGUCAGCUAAAUGCACUUAUCUGUCGAAGGUAAGCGAUCUGUACGGCGAAAUCCACGGGGAGAAGAGCUACAUCGUCUACAGUCGAUUCUUCGGAAUUUUCUUUCUAGUCUUCCAGUCUACUCAAAUCGUUGGAAACCUCAUCUCGUCCUUAGUUCUGUCGGUCGGCGUCGAGACUGAAAACGAACUCAUAGACGAAGAAGCCAUCGCGAAGUGUGGAUUCUAUUUCUGCAUCGCCGAAACUUCCUCCGAAGCGAAUUAUUCCAACGUCACGGGUGAGGUACUCGAAACGGGGCCUCCCCUGUGGCAGAUCUACACUAUGGCUGGCAUCUACCUCGCUUGCGCUCUGACCUCCGCUCUGGUCAUUGCUAUUUUCCUGGAUCCUCUGAGCAGAUUCACAAACGACAAAGGCGACGAAUCAGAAAGCUCCUUGAAGCUUCUCGUUGCCACCUUCAACCACAUGAGACACCCCUAUCAGCUGCUCAUCAUCCCCCUCACCAUCUGGUCCGGUAUAGAGCAGGCCUUCUUGAGCGCUGAUUUCACUGCAGCCUAUGUAUCCUGCGCCAUAGGCGUCCACAUGGUCGGCUACAUCAUGAUAUGCUACGGAGUGUGCGACGCGAUUUGUUCUUAUGGCUUCAGUUACUUUGUGAAGAAGUGGGGAAGAAUUCCUGUGUUCACCCUGGCUUUCCUCAUCAACCUCGCCAUCAUGAUCGCGCUCAUGUACUGGAAGCCUCAUCCCGAUGACGUCAUCUGGUUCUUCGUUAUUGCAGGUCUCUGGGGUGUUGCAGAUGCAGUCUGGCAGACGCAGAUCAACAGUCUAUAUGGCGUCAUCUUCCCUGGGGAGUCAGCCGCAGGUUUCAGCAACUACCGCCUGUGGGAAUCAUUAGGUUUCUUCAUAGCCUACGUCUGCAGCACCGUUCUCUGCAUCAACGAGAAAAUCACCAUCCUCUUCGUCCUCCUCAUCCCAGGAAUGACGUUCUAUUACGUCAUCGAGAUCCUGGAGAAGAGAGGUACUCUCAGACGUAACGAAAAUGAAAAAAUACCGCCAAUUGAUAAACUUUUCCUGGGAAGUACUAUUUAGAAGCCGACAGGGCAACUCAGCUCUUAAUAUGUCAUCUGCGGCAGGUUCACAAGGAAGAGGUGAUGGAGGUUUGCCUCUCAAAACGUGGAGGGUUUAGGAAAAUCCUUGGAGGGAGAAUUCCGGAGCCUGGUGGUAAGGCGAAGAUAACUGUCAGUUGGCAUAGAUUUUUGGUGAUAAUAUAGAAGAUAAAAUGUACUGUACUAUAGUAGAUUCACAUCAACCGUGUAUCUGAUGUCUAGGCCAGUCAUUUACGACGCUCCUGAUUGGCUGUUGAUAAGCCAAUGACAGGGCCGGAAACUCUCAGUCUCUUGAGAGAGUUCACAUGGGCAGGAUGUAUGUUCAACCUCUCCAGAGGGAUACGUCUUUCAAAAGUAUCCCUCAGGAGAGUGGAACAUGCAUCCUGCCUAUGUGAACUCUCUCGAGAAACUGAGAGUUUCCAGCCCUGUGAGUGGCUUAUCAACAGCCAAUCAGGAGCGUCGUAAGGGCCUGACCUAGACGUCAGAUGCACGGUUGAUGUGAAGCUACUAUACCAGUAGUGUGCUUCGAAUUAUUUUCCCAUUUUAUUUUAAAAAUGGCAAAUUCAAAUGAUUAAGUUUGCAGUGUUUUCAUUACUUUUAUGUGACACUGCAAAUGUACCAAACAGUUAGUUUUAAGGAUCCAUUACUGGCGUAUUCAGUAAUGUUGAUGACAGGUAUGGACACCAUACGAUUGUAAAAUAGUACCUCUUGAUGUAUAUUUGUAAAUAUGAAUAUAACUUUCAGAGAUUUGUAUAACCUUCAGACAUGCCAGUUGUGAUAUGUAUUUAUCCUUACGUUAUUUCUUAGUUGGUAGAAUUAAAGAUUUAUUUACUUGUUAAUUCUUGCGCGACUCUAUCGUUUUUAUCAUGUUAAUUGUACAAAGUUUAUUACAGAAACACUUUCAUUUAUAAAGUGUUGUAUUUUGUUGUUUGAAUUUGUUGACUGUUUUUCUAUAGUUCGGAGUGAAGGUGAUUUGGUCCCUAAUGUGAAACACAUCUUUUGUAUAGUCUGCUUUUGUCGAUAAAAAUAUGUUAAAUUAA